Messenger RNA from Lagopus muta (rock ptarmigan), 3958 nucleotides. It is a transcript of the gene THBS4, whose product is annotated as thrombospondin 4. Gene Ontology annotation, biological process: cell adhesion. NCBI's taxonomy places the organism in Eukaryota, Metazoa, Chordata, Aves, Galliformes, Phasianidae. Gene Ontology annotation, molecular function: calcium ion binding. The coding region runs from base 808 to 3657 and encodes 949 amino acids. The transcript has 22 exons. Gene Ontology annotation, cellular component: extracellular region. The record is from RefSeq and is a predicted model, not a curated record.
CUAUAGAUUGCUUGUUAUUUAUGUGGCAAGAUGGUUGAGUGAUAGUCAUAAUUUGUUCUUUGGUUCACACUCAGUUGGCCUUCAGCUGUUGAACCAAGUCUCUGCUAUCAGUUAUUUUAGCCUCCCAAAUUUGAGACAGAUUUGUAGUUGUUAAUCUGUCUUAACAAGAGCAUUAUUAGUACUGUUGCUCCUGUCCUCCUGUGUGUGAGACCAGGCCCAGGAGGAAUCUGGUGAACAAGAAGGGGAGGCGGGCAUACUGUCAUGCCUAUGUUGUCAAAGAAUGCUCUUUGGUGACAAAAGAGUUUCUCCUUCAUGCUAACUGAUUAUAGAGCAGUAUCAGUACUGCUGUACAUCCAGGCAUUAGCCUCUGCUAAUAACCUGCUGUCACCGUUAUUCUUAGGGACAGGUUCUGGGCUGAAACUUAAACUCCUAGGAUACCUGUGGCUUUGGUUUUCUUUUUCUUUGUUUCACAUCUUUGCUUCCUGCUAUCUUCCUCUCAGCCUCACCUUUCUAACUGGUUUGUAGUGCUCUAAACCCACUGCUCUGUUUUCCUUUCUCUGUGGUGCAGCACUCUGCCAGCCCAUUGGUAUCACUGUGCUGCUUUCUCACUUUCACCACAUGAGCAGGGGUGGUGGGAGUGAAAGUGAGGCAUUUUGUGUUGUGUAGAAACACACAUGGAAGUGUAGCACAGUGAGGAAGAACACUGUGCUGGGAUACACUCAAUAUAAAGGAAGCACUCUGCAGCCUCCAAAUAGGCAAAGAAAGAUGUGCAACUGAAGGACUGGGUCAACACACAUACAGACAAGUAUGGGUGUUCUGUGGUAUGGAGGAUGUACCGUGUGGGAGAGUAUUUCAAGAGCAAGCAACUACAGGCCAUCAGAAGUUAUUGAUCUUCUUUCGUAUGCCAACAAGAGAGAGGUAACAAGCUUCCUGCAACAAGCACUUGGGGAUCCUAUGCUGAAUGAAGUGUUCUUGCUUUCAGCAUUCAAACUGCAACCAAAGAGCACAGCCACCGUAUUUGGCCUAUAUUCACCAGUUGAUGACAAGCAGUAUUUUGAGUUUACAGUAAUGGGACGGAUGAACAAAGUGAUGCUUCGCUAUCUGAAGAAUGAUGGGAAGUUGAACUCAGUGAUUUUUAGCAACGUACACCUGGCUGAUGGGAAACCCCACGCUGUCAUCUUAUGGCUGAGUGGCCUACAGCAGGAAUUCUGUACAAUAGAGUUGUAUCUGGACUGUCUGCAAGUAGGUGCUCUUCAGGAUCUGCCAAAAGCAUUUUCAACUCUAUUGGAGAGAUCAGCAGCAGUAGAGUUACGCGCCUUCCUGAAGAAACCAGAGGAUACACUGGAUGAGCUGAAGCUAGUAACUGGAGGAACACUUGCCCAAGCAGGAAACCUGCAAGACUGUUUUCUUCAACAGAUUGAAUCUGCUCCUCAGUACACUGGUGAUCUUAAUAGGCAACUGAUGAAUCAGAUGGUGCAAAUGAACCAGAUACUGGGAGAGGUGAAAGACCUUCUCAAACAACAGGUCAAGGAAACAACUUUUUUGAGAAAUACCAUAGCUGAGUGCCAAGCUUGUGGUUUGGGAAUGGUGAAUUUUCCAACUCCGCUUCCUAGGCAUAGCAAACCCAAGUGUGAAACAAGUUCCUGCUUCAGGGGAGUCAGGUGCAUGGAGACAGCUGAAGGAAUUCAGUGCGGCCCAUGCCCUGACGGAUUCACAGGGAAUGGAGUGAUAUGCUCUGAUAUUGAUGAGUGUCAUUACAGCCCCUGCUUCCCUGGAGUGCGUUGUGUGAAUACUGCUCCAGGUUUCCGUUGUGAGACCUGUCCCCCAGGAUAUACAGGACAAACUUUGCAAGGAGUAGGACUCAGCUAUGCCAAGAACAACAAGCAGGUCUGCUUAGACAUUGAUGAAUGUCAGAAUGGUGGGCAUGGAAUCUGUGUUCCAAAUUCUCAUUGCAUAAACACUUUGGGCUCUUAUCGCUGUGGCCAGUGCAAAUCAGGAUAUACAGGCGACCAAAUCAAGGGGUGCCAGGCUGAGAGAAGCUGCAGAAGUCGAGCCCUCAAUCCAUGCAGUGUCCAUGCCCGGUGUAUUGAGGAAAGGCGAGGAGAGGUGACAUGUAUUUGUGGCAUUGGCUGGGCUGGUGAUGGUUAUAUUUGUGGAAAAGAUGUUGACAUUGAUGGCUACCCUAAUGAAGAGCUCUCUUGCCCUGCUGAAAGCUGCAGGAAGGACAAUUGUAGGUUUGUACCAAACUCUGGACAAGAAGAUGCUGAUGAUGAUGGGAUUGGAGAUGCCUGUGAUGAAGAUGCAGAUGGAGAUGGCAUUCCCAAUGAGCAGGAUAACUGUGUCUUGACUCCCAAUGUUAACCAGAGAAAUAGUGAUGAAGAUAUCUUUGGAGAUGCCUGUGAUAACUGCCGCAGUGUCCUGAAUAAUGACCAGAGGGACACAGAUGGUGAUGGGAGAGGAGAUGCUUGUGAUGAUGACAUGGAUGGAGAUGGUAUUAAGAACCUUUUAGAUAAUUGUCAGAGGAUCCCCAACCAUGACCAGGAGGACAAGGACAAUGAUGGUGUUGGUGAUGCCUGUGACAGCUGUCCUACAGUCAGCAAUCCAAAUCAGUCAGAUGUUGACAACGACCUGGUUGGAGAUUCUUGUGAUACCAAUCAGGACAGUGAUGGUGAUGGGCACCAGGAUAGCACAGACAACUGCCCCACCAUUAUCAACAGCUCCCAGCUGGACACAGAUAAGGAUGGGCUGGGUGAUGAGUGUGAUGAGGAUGAUGAUAAUGAUGGCAUUCCAGAUCUCUUGCCUCCAGGCCCUGACAACUGUAGGCUAGUCCCCAACCCAGGGCAGGAAGAUGAUAAUGGUGAUGGAGUUGGGGAUGUGUGUGAGUCUGAUUUUGACCAGGAUACAGUAAUUGAUCGGAUCGAUGUCUGCCCUGAGAACGCAGAGAUCACCCUGACGGACUUCAGGGCCUAUCAGACCGUGGUGUUGGACCCAGAGGGAGAUGCUCAGAUUGAUCCCAACUGGGUGGUUCUAAACCAGGGCAUGGAAAUUGUGCAGACUAUGAACAGUGAUCCUGGCCUUGCUGUUGGUUACACUGCUUUUAAUGGUGUUGACUUCGAGGGCACUUUCCAUGUGAACACAGUGACAGAUGACGACUACGCUGGUUUUAUUUUUGGCUAUCAAGACAGCUCUAGCUUUUAUGUAGUAAUGUGGAAACAGACCGAACAGACGUACUGGCAAGCAACUCCCUUCAGAGCUGUUGCAGAGCCUGGCAUUCAGCUGAAGGCUGUGAAAUCAAAGACAGGCCCAGGUGAGCACCUGCGCAACUCCCUCUGGCACACAGGGGACACCAGUGACCAGGUGAGGCUGCUGUGGAAAGACCCUCGAAAUGUGGGGUGGAAAGACAAAGUCUCCUACCGCUGGUUCUUGCAGCACAGACCCCAGAUUGGGUAUAUCAGGGCAAGAUUUUACGAAGGCUCUGACUUGGUGGCAGACUCUGGUGUAACUAUAGACACCACGAUGCGUGGAGGACGGCUUGGAGUUUUCUGCUUUUCUCAGGAAAACAUUAUCUGGUCCAACCUGAAAUAUCGCUGUAAUGACACCAUCCCAGAGGACUUUCAAGAAUUUCAAGCUCAGCAAUUUGGCGUUGGGGAUAUUUAAGGAGUAAAAGCAAACUAGUAUUGCUUUAUUGUUUGCAAUAACAAUGUAUUUUAAAUCCUUAUAUGAUUGUUGUAAGAGUUCACACUUCAGCUUGUUCUUAUUGAUGUGAUUGUCAGACUUUUUUGUAUAAAAGUGAAAAUAAAAAGGAGACAAAAACAUUUUGAGGCUUCACUUGUUUUCAGAUUUGCCUGAAGACCUAGGCAGUGGCAUGUAAUGUAAUGAUGCUUAAGCCAUUCUCAGGAACUGUUUGAUUCUGUUGCCAUUUUGGAUUCAGUAUUAAACAGAGUCACGAAGAAAGGGC